UUCCGAUGAUAACUAGAACUGAAACCACCUUUUCGAUACUUCACCGACUCUUCAGAGACGUCGUUGCCCAUCUGCGACUCGUUCUAAGCGCUCCGCGGCGCCCGCUACCUCUAACUGACCUCCGGUUCCCGAUCGUGACCCAAACCGACUGAACUCAACUAGACCUCCUGCAUCCCGAUCAUGUCAGACCCUAAGAUAUAUACAAUCGGAUGGAUCUGUGCCGUGGAAGCUGAACUCAUCGCCGCCACGGCUUUACUCGACGAGGAACACGACGAUUUGGAAGAUGUGCCUGUUCACGACAACAACACAUAUACUCUGGGCCGGGUCGGAAAGCACAAUGUCGCCAUUGCUGCACUGCCGCAUUGGCAAUAUGGGCUUGUCAGUGCUGCCAACGUCGCCAGGGACAUGAUACGCACUUUUCCCAGUAUAAGAAUCGGCUUAAUGGUGGGUAUCGGUGGUGGUGCGCCAAGUUCGAAGCACGACAUUCGGCUGGGCGACGUGGUUGUUAGUUCUCCUGGCUAUGGGAAUGGUGGAGUUUUUCAAUAUGAUUACGGGAAAACUAUGCAAGGUGCGAGCUUUGCUGUUACUGGACAGUUAAACCAGCCGCCUCAGUGUUUGUUGACGGCAAUGUCUUCCCUCAAAGCUCAGUAUAAGCGUCGUGGUCAUAAUAUCGAAAAGGUUAUUAACGAUGUUCUUGAUGCCAAUCCGAGGCUGCGAAAAGAGUACCGAAGACCGGAGUCUGACACAGACAGACUUUAUAGCUCAUGUUUCAAACACAACGAGAAGGACGAUAUCGAUUGUGUGACUGCAUGCGACGACGCCUCGAAGUUAGUCGAUCGAGUAGUGCGAACCGAAGAACAAGACGACCCGAUGAUCCAUUUCGGCCUCAUAGCGUCGGCCAACCAGCUGAUGAAGGAUGCAACUAUACGAGAUAGGCUCUCGGCUGAAAUGGACGUGUUAUGUUUCGAGAUGGAGGCUGCCGGGCUGAUGAACCAUUUUCCUUGUCUUGUGAUCCGUGGUAUCUGCGACUACUCAGAUACGCACAAGAACAUAAAGUGGCAAGGGUAUGCGGCGAUGACUGCUGCCACGUACGCAAAAAACCUGCUUUACAAGUUGGCGCCGAACAAGGUGGAAGCCGAAAGGAAGCUGGUCGACGUCCUUUCAGAUGUUGACAUUAAAAUAAAUCAUGUGUCACAUCAAGUUGACAAUACGCAUUCUAAAGUCGAGAAUUUGCAAACAAAUAAGCAUUUCGAUGACAUUACGAAAUGGCUCGCACCCCCUGAUGUCUCCACCAAUUUUAACAAAGCCAUUAAGGCUCGUCACAAAGGCUCAGGCCGGCGGCUAUUAGAAAGCGAAGCAUAUAUGAAGUGGGAAACCGGACAAAGCUCCUUUCUUUGGCUAUAUGGCAUUCCUGGAUGCGGUAAAACAAUUCUAACAUCCACAGUCAUUGAGGAUCUUCAAAAGAACCAAGAUCUGACGCGAACUCCGCUCUAUUUCUAUUUUGACUUCACUGAUACCCGAAAGCAGUCUUUUGAGAAUGUUAUCCGCUCUCUUAUCAUUCAGAUGUACUAUCGAAACAAAGAUGCCCAAAAGCACUUGAAUUCGCUCUAUUCAACGUGUCGAGACGGAAAGGAUCAGCCGAGCUUUGAUUCUCUGCAAAAGGCGUUUACUAACAUGAUCCAUGAACUUAGGGAAGUAUGGAUCGUGCUCGACGCACUCGAUGAAUGCACGCCACGGAUCGAGUUGCUGUCCUGGAUGCAAGAUCUUGCGCAAAACUACCAACCACUGUCUAAUGUGCACAUCCUUAUUACUAGUCGCCCCGAACAAGACAUCAAGUCAGCCAUCGAACGCCACGCUGAUAACGAACAGAUGAUCGCUAUACGAGACGACUUGCUAGAAGCGGAUAUACGCAACUACGUGCAAGCAAGAGUUAGAGAGCAUGAGGGUUUGAAGCGCUGGCAGGGACGAUCGGAUAUCCAAGAUAGGAUCGAGGCUAGUCUGCUAGACAAAGCCGAUGGAAUGUUUCGGUGGGUUUCAUGCCAGCUUGACGCGUUGGAAGAGUGCUUAGAACAAAAAUCUUUACUGAAAGCACUUGAAGAUCUACCGAGAACACUGGACGAGACAUAUGAACGGAUUUUAGCUAACAUACCUUCUGCACACAAAUACUAUACGAUACGUAUCUUGCAGUUCUUAACAUAUUCUGAGACGCCUUUACGGCUUGACGAGGCAGUUGAUGCUAUUGCCGUCGACAUAGGAGAGGACGCAACGGUACGGUCUCGGUUUGACCCGCAAGACAGGUUGCCGGUUCCGCAAGAAAUCACAAGAUACUGCUCGAGUCUAAUCAUCCUCGUUGAAAGAGAGGGCAAAUAUAACGAAGAAAGAAUAGUGGAAGAAGUCCAAUUAGCACACUUCUCAGUAAAAGACUACCUUACUUCUAACCGUUUGGAAAAAGAGACUGCCCAGCAUCUGGAACAGAAAGUGGCUCGUACUUCUAUGGCAAUAGUCUGCCUAUGGUAUCUUCUCGAGCCCAAACCCCAAAACGACACUAUCGGGCUUUUCCCUUUUUCUCGUUAUUCAGCGCGGUAUUGGAUGAGUCAUGCUGCUGUCGGGGAUUGUAAUCACCAGCAAAUGUUUGCGCUAGCAAUAUACUUAUUGUCGAAUGCUAGUAGACUUGAGAGCUGGUACCGACUUUACGACCCAGACCGGCCGUGGAUGGAUAGGCUGGAAAACAUCGGUCUGCGUAAUCGUAUAGCGCCUGGUCUAUACUACGCCUCACUUGGUGGGCUAUCACAUUGUGUCAGAUCAAUGGUGGCUGAUAAGACUGAUGUCAAUGCUCAAGGCGGCCAGUAUGGCAACGCGCUACAGGCUGCUUCGUCUGGAGGACACAACGAGAUCGUACAGAUGUUGCUGGAUGCCAAGGCCGAUGUCAAUGCUCAGGGCGGCCAGUAUGGCAAUGCACUACAGGCUGCUUCGUCUGGAGGACACAAAGAGAUCGUACAGAUGUUAAUAGAUGCCAAGGCCGAA
Messenger RNA from Truncatella angustata, 3024 nucleotides. RefSeq lists its product as uncharacterized. The record is from RefSeq and is a predicted model, not a curated record. Lineage: Eukaryota; Fungi; Ascomycota; Sordariomycetes; Amphisphaeriales; Sporocadaceae. The annotation marks the transcript as partial. Gene Ontology annotation, molecular function: catalytic activity; protein binding. The transcript is spliced from 4 exons. Gene Ontology annotation, biological process: nucleoside metabolic process.